Molecule: messenger RNA, 549 nt
Organism: Aureobasidium uvarum
Lineage: Eukaryota; Fungi; Ascomycota; Dothideomycetes; Dothideales; Saccotheciaceae
Source: the annotation of a GenBank genome assembly
AUGCCUAGCAACACCAGCCACAUCCAGAAGCGUGCCCAGCUCCAACAGCACAACGACCUUGUCGUCAACCCUACCGAGCACACUGAAUGGCAAGAUGCCCAGAUGGAUCUUGGUCUGUCCUCGAACAUCCGCUCAAGAGCCCCACCAGUAAGAGAAUGCGCUGUCAGNUCAUCCCAAUGCCCAAUCUCGAGAUCUGACAGGCUAAACAAGGUCCAGACUCGUCANGUGCAGUUGUGGUCAUUAUGUAUGUACUUCUCAUCAGAAGCUCAAGGACUCUUACUGACAUUGACUGGCACAGAGCGUCGUCAAAGGUCCUCGGACUCAUUGGAGCAGCAGCAAAGGCAACCCAAGCAUCAAAAACUCGAAAUGCAGCAUAAAAUCGACAUUGAGCGUCUCCGGCAACGGCUCGUAAAGCUCAAGACCUCGACAACCACAAUCAAACCCAAAACCGAGACGACGCCUCGCGGUAUUGCAGUCGAGAACACGUUGCCACGGCUUCGCCCUGAGCGUGUCUACUAUUCUGGAUGCCGACCCUUUCUCGAAGGCUAG